Molecule: messenger RNA, 884 nt
Organism: Saprolegnia parasitica CBS 223.65
Lineage: Eukaryota; Oomycota; Saprolegniomycetes; Saprolegniales; Saprolegniaceae
Exons: 2
Coding region: 106-786 (226 amino acids)
Source: RefSeq, a predicted model, not a curated record
ACGUCAGUUCAAAUUUCUCUCUGGUGGCGUCUAUACUAUAGAUAACCCCUGUGAAGCCGACGAGCUACGAUAUCCACCAUUUACGCCCAAGAAGACACGAUUAAGAUGGACUCGCCGCACUCGGCCAACGAAGUCUGGGGCGAUAUGCCCCCUGUCGUGAACAAGAAGAAGCGUCGCCUGCAGAAGAAGGCCCCCGGCGCUCCCAAGCGGGGCAAGUCGCCGUACAUCCUCUUCUCGAUGGACAAACGCGAGGAGAUCAAGGCGACAAUGCCACCGAACUCCAAGGUCACGGACGUCAUGCGCGCCAUUGCUGACGCGUGGAGCAAGAUGUCGGAGGAAGAGAAGGCGCCAUGGAAGCUCUCGGCCGAGUCGGACAAGCAGCGGUACGAGGAAGAGAUGGCAACGUACGACGGUCCCCUCCGUGUGCCCAACAAGCGCGCCAAGAAGCACCCGAACGCUCCCAAGCGUGCAUCGUCGGCCUUUCUCUUCUACUCGCAAGUGAUGCGCCCUCGCAUCAAGGCUGAGCACGCCGACAUGAAGAACACGGAGAUCUCCAAGCAGCUUGGCGAAGCGUGGGCAAAGGCCACAAAGGCCCAGAAGGCGCCCUUCGUCGAGAAGGAAAAGGAAGACCGUGCUCGCUACAAGCGUGAGAUGGAAGAAUGGAACAGCAAUAAGACGGAACGGGAGUACCAGGAAGCCCAAGCGCAGCAGUACAACCCGUCGCAGUACGGCUUCGAUCACUUGGGCCACUUCCCGGCUGAAGAGUACCAUGGCACGGACGUGUAAGCGUGCCCCGGUUGCGCACCCUCUUUUUGCACAGUGUAGUUUGUCAUACAUCAUCCUCUCCCGAGUAACUCUAUAAAAUGCUGCAUGUUCACCCUGCC